AUGCUAACAACGCGUCGUCUUCUUAAUGAGGAAAUCACUUUCUCUCUCGCAAAGGAGCGAGAGGUUAAUAUUCUUCAUCAGCUGGAUUACCACGACAAACAGACGCGCUUCUUCUCUCUUCUUAAUAGUAAACAUGCCUGGAUGAAAGCUGUUGUUGUCCAUCACCUGGGUCUACGAUCAACUGCGUUACAAUCCAUGACUGGAAAGGAAGGCAACAGCAAGGUCACAGCGUCCUACUCCGGUUCCCUCUUCCACACCGUGUCGGCGAAGGAUUCCGACGUGGACAUGGAGACGAAAAGACCCAAUGCGAGGCUGUUCACUCAAAUUGAGAACCUGCCUUUCCUGAGCCGUUGCUUCCAACACCUGCGCCGUCGAUUAUUAUCUUGGUUUGGACUCCCGGUGCCCUCAUGCUAUGCCCGCCAUUCGAACAGAACUUCGGCUUCUUUAGAGGGCGUGAUCGGCGCCAGAUAUUUGCUGAUAGAGAAACUUGAGGAAACACAAGGCACUAUGCUCUCUAACACGUGGUCGCAGAAACAGGAUGAUACGAAGCUGCGGCAGAACUUUUUCCGGGACCUUUCCCGGAUCUUGCUGAGUAUCAGCCGAAUACCUUUACCGCGGAUUGGCUCCUUCAUCAUAGACAGUGAAGGAUUCCUGCGUCUGAGCAACCGCCCACUUUCUAUUGAGAUUGAAGGCUUGGAAAAUGAGCAAAUCACAAUAGAUAUGCCCCUUCACUACACGUAUUGCACCGUUGACUCUUACGUGGCGGACAUUCUAAGAGUCCAUGACAGUCGACUCCGAGACCAACCCAACGCAGUGAAUAACUUACAGGACUGCGCCUAUCAAAUGUCGGCUCUGGCAGCAAUGCGAACUUUGGCCCCGUUAUUCUUGCGCCAGGAUCUUCGCCGCGGGCCGUUUGUCUUCACACUAACCGAUCUGCAUCAAAGCAAUAUCUUCGUCGAUGAGAAUUGGCAUAUCACAUGUCUCGUGGAUCUGGAAUGGGCAUGCUCUCGCCCAUUCGAAAUGGUUGAGCCUCCUUACUGGCUAACAAAUAAAGGCGUGGACGAGAUCAAUCCCGCAGACUACGACCCGCUUCGCAGAGAACUGAUGAGCAUCUUAGCGACGGAGGAGACGAAACUACUCGGUUGCGUUGCCUCACCGGAUACUGACAGAACGGUGCCACGGCUGUCAGAAGUCAUGGAAGAAGCUUGGACGAGAGGUACGUUCUGGUAUACACUGGCUCUCUCUAGUCCGACGGGCCUCUUCAGAAUAUUUUAUGAGCAUAUCCAGCCCUUGUUAUCCGAGCAUUGUUCGGAGGAACUGGGUGAGAUUAUGCCCUUUUACUGGGUGAGAGAUGUGGGAAAGUUUGUUGCAAGAAAGAUCUCCGAUAAGAAGAAGUAUGAUCAUGAUUUGCAACGGGCUUUUGAGGAGAGUUGA
Messenger RNA from Aspergillus thermomutatus, 1434 nucleotides. RefSeq lists its product as uncharacterized. Bases 1 to 1434 code for a protein of 477 amino acids. The record is from RefSeq and is a predicted model, not a curated record. The transcript has 3 exons. NCBI's taxonomy places the organism in Eukaryota, Fungi, Ascomycota, Eurotiomycetes, Eurotiales, Aspergillaceae.